This is a messenger RNA of Daldinia vernicosa, 2203 nucleotides long. RefSeq names its product glycoside hydrolase family 76 protein. The transcript is spliced from 4 exons. Lineage: Eukaryota; Fungi; Ascomycota; Sordariomycetes; Xylariales; Hypoxylaceae. Gene Ontology annotation, molecular function: mannan endo-1,6-alpha-mannosidase activity. The coding region runs from base 400 to 1776 and encodes 458 amino acids. Gene Ontology annotation, biological process: fungal-type cell wall biogenesis; carbohydrate catabolic process. The record is from RefSeq and is a predicted model, not a curated record.
AGGCUUGGGGUCUUGGCCAAGUCUUGUUUUGAUUGGUUAAUCAGCCUGUCUUUUCCUUUUCGUUACCUCCUGAAAUCCAAUUCGAAUCUUGGCCCUUCCCAUUCUUUGCCCUUUGCCCUCUCUGCCAAUGCAGUCCGGUUGCUUAGUUGUUUAGUUGGUUAAUUUGUCUUUUCCUUUUUUGCAGCCCUUUCACGUCGUUGACGUCGAGUUCCACUAUCAUUCAAGUCCAAACCCUCUCGUCUCCGAAACAAGUCGUGAUUUACAUCAUAUCAUCUCUAAACCAGGCCAUAUCCAUUCGUUGUCUAUUUUCCAUCAUUUCUGUCUCCCUUCCUAGUAAUUCGGUAUUGAAGUUCCUUCGCUUCCCCUACUCUCUUCCCGAGUAGAUACAUUUCGCAUACCAUGGUGAGAUUAUCUACGCCGGUGCUGGCUGCGCUAGGCCUGUUUGCCGACAGAGCGUUCGGCGCCCUGGAAGUAAACCUCGACGAUCCAGAAUCUAUCAAGACGGCUGCCGCUCAAGUCGCCGAAGACCUUCUCACUUUCUAUCAUGGCGACGAACCGGGUAUGGUUCCCGGUAUCUUACCCGGUCCUCCCCCCGACGGCGACUACUACUGGUGGCAGGGUGGUGCAAUGUGGGGUACGCUGCUGGAUUAUCGACACAACACCGGCGACAAGCAGUUCGACGAUCUGAUAACGACGGCCAUGCUGCAUCAGGUAGGCGACAACGCUGAUUACCUGCCGAGCAACUGGUCCGCGUCCAUGGGUAACGAUGAUCAAGCUUUCUGGGCCUUGUCGGCCAUGCUGGCCACCGAGAUAGGAUACACGGAUCCUCCAGAGGACCAGCCGCAGUGGGUAGCGUUGGCGCAGGCUGUAUUCAACGAGCAGACAAGCGAAGACCGAAGAGUUCCCGACGGACGAUGCAAAUGGGGUCUCAGAUGGCAGGUUUACUCGACCAACAAUGGAUACGACUAUAUCAACACCAUCGCUAACGCUUGCUACUUCAACAUCGGUGCCCGAUUGGCCCGUUAUUUCCACAACCAGACCUAUGCCGACCUUGCAAUCAAAACCUGGGAUCUGAUCGAUAAUCUGGGCUACAUCUCGGACAAGUGGGAUGUCUACGACGGCGCCCAUCUGCCCGAUUGCAGCGACCUCAACAAAGCCCAGUUCUCCUACAACGCCGCCAUGUUGCUACAGGGUGCUGCUUUCUUGUAUAACUACACCGAUGGCGAGCAAGUCUGGAAAGACCGCAUCGAUAACCUUGUAGACCGCAUGAUCGAAAUUUUCUUCCCCGCCCCCGCUAAUAUCGCAUUCGAACCGUCUUGCGAAAAUCAGCAGUGUAACUCCGAUAUGGAGUCCUUCAAGGGAUUCACGCACCGAUGGAUGGGCACGACUAUGCAGGUGGCACCCUUCACCAAGGAUAAGAUCCUGCCGAUUCUCAAGGCAUCCACGCAAGGCGCCGUGAAGCAGUGUACCGGUGGUACUAACGGUCGGUUCUGCGGCUUCCAUUGGACUACCGGAGUUUUUGACGGCGACGUCGGUGCCAGUCAGCAGAUGAACGUCCUGGGUGCCUUGGUCAGUCUCCUAGCUCCCGACGUCCCGGCACCCCUUACCAACCAGACCGGUGGUACUUCCAAGGGUAAAGCGAACGCCGGUUCCAGCGACCCCAUAAUGCCUACGCUCGCUCCGAUCACCGGCGGCGACAGGGCGGGUGCGGGCAUUCUGACAGCCAUCGUCAUCGCAGGAUCACUCUCGGCCUUCGCAUGGAUGAGUUUGGACUAAGCGGAGGUGUAUUAGAAUACGUAUUAGAAGGUCAAUAAUGGAUUUUCUGGCGUAGGCACGUGUUUUACAACCACAUAUUGAUCUUAUUUGGAAUUUUGUUCAGGAAACGAAUACCCGGGACUACCGAAUCGUCGAACCGACGAGCGGAUUUGUACAUAAGCAUUCUUCCCUUUUAGUACCUGUCUUUUCUAGUCCGCCACAGUUCAUUUCUAGGAGUUCAUAGGACUUGGCUGCCGAGAUUCCGGCAUGGUAGGGGACGCCCGUAGGAGAGUGGAAGAAGCAUGGAAUAAUCCAAAGAAUUGGACAAUAUAGACUUAAAUCUAAUUCAACGCAAUGGUGAUACUGUUGUCUAAUGCCUAAUAGUGGUUUAAUUUGCUUUGUUGAGUGGCGUAGGUUGAAACGGUACCAGUAACUACCUAUACAGAGA